AUGACUACUUCAACAACCAGACCAAAAGUAUUACAACUCGGAGAAGUUUUCUUUGCUCAGAAGAAAUGGGAAGAACUUGCUAAAACUGCCGAAGUUGUUGAAUGUACUUCAUCAAAUCGUGAAGAAUUUUUCAAAGAUUUAAAGAGCAAAUAUAGCGAUAUUACCAAUAUUGCUCGUACUUUUCAAAGUAUUGAACAAACUGGUAGAUUUGAUGCAGAAUUAGCUAGUCAUUUACCAGAAUCAGUUAAAUCAAUUAGUCAUUGUGGUGCUGGUUAUGAUCAAAUUGAUGUUGAUCCAUUUACUGAAAAGGGAAUUCAAAUUUCAAAUGUUACUGAACCAGUUGAAGGACCAACUGCUUUAACUGCCGUAUUUUUAUGUUUAUCAGCAAUGAGAAAUUUUCAAGAAGGUCAUGAUAAUUUAGUGAGAGGUGAAUGGCCAGCAAAGGGUAAAGCUGGUGGUGCUAAAUUAGGACAUGAACCUGAAGGGAAAACCGUUGGUAUUUUAGGUAUGGGUGGUAUUGGUAGAGCUAUUAAAGAACGUUUAUUAGGUUUUGGUUUCGAAAAAUACAUUUAUCAUAAUCGUUCUAAAUUAUCAAAUGAAUUAGCUGCGGGUUCAGAAUACGUUUCAUAUGAUGAGCUUUUAGCUCAAUCCGAUGUUUUAUUCAUUAGUGUUCCUCUCAAUAAAAACACUCAUCAUUUAAUAAAUGCUGAUGCUUUUGCUAAAAUGAAAGAAGGUGUUGUUGUUAUUAACACUGCAAGAGGUCCUGUUAUUGAUGAAAAACAAUUAUAUAAAGAAUUGAAAAGUGGUAAAGUUGGUGCAUUUGGUUCAGAUGUUUUUGAAUUCGAACCUGAAGUUCCUGCUGAAUUAGCUCAAUUACCAAAUGUUAUUAGUUUACCUCAUAUGGGUACCCACUCUUCUGAAGCUAUUAGAAACUUAGAAGAAUGGGUUGUUGAAAAUAUUUUAGCCUACAUCUCAACCGGUAAAGUUAAAACCAUUGUUCCUGAACAAGCUAAAGUUGAAUUUAAUUAA
This is a messenger RNA of Hyphopichia burtonii NRRL Y-1933, 1029 nucleotides long. RefSeq lists its product as uncharacterized. Bases 1 to 1029 code for a protein of 342 amino acids. The transcript has a single exon. NCBI's taxonomy places the organism in Eukaryota, Fungi, Ascomycota, Pichiomycetes, Serinales, Debaryomycetaceae. Gene Ontology annotation, cellular component: cytosol. The record is from RefSeq and is a predicted model, not a curated record. Gene Ontology annotation, molecular function: hydroxypyruvate reductase [NAD(P)H] activity; NAD binding; glyoxylate reductase (NADPH) activity.